Messenger RNA from Colletotrichum spaethianum, 1161 nucleotides. RefSeq names its product arsenical-resistance protein Acr3. Gene Ontology annotation, cellular component: plasma membrane. The record is from RefSeq and is a predicted model, not a curated record. Gene Ontology annotation, biological process: antimonite transmembrane transport; arsenite transport. The transcript has 4 exons. NCBI's taxonomy places the organism in Eukaryota, Fungi, Ascomycota, Sordariomycetes, Glomerellales, Glomerellaceae. Bases 1 to 1161 code for a protein of 386 amino acids. Gene Ontology annotation, molecular function: antiporter activity; arsenite transmembrane transporter activity; antimonite transmembrane transporter activity.
AUGUCAAGUCUUUCCUCCGGUAUUGUGCGCGAGUCCGACUCGAACAAGGAUGAAGCUCCAGCUGAGAAGCUCGCUCGCGGCGAUGUUGACCACGAUGUCGAGCAGCAACAGAACCCCAAAGCCGGCAACGCUCAAGUCUCUUCAAUUUUCAAGUCCCUUGGUAUCCUCGAUCGUUUUUUGGCCGUUUGGAUUUUUCUCGCCAUGUUGAUAGGCAUCCUCCUCGGAAACUUUGUUCCCAACGCCGGGCCAGCGCUCCAACAGGGUAAAUUUGUCGCCGUCGGCCUGCUGGUCAUGAUGUAUCCCAUCUUGUGCAAGGUUCAGUACGAGAAGUUGCACGACGUUUUCCGAACCCGGGAGAUCUGGAUACAGCUCGGCUUCAGUGUAAUCGUCAACUGGAUUAUUGCACCCCUGUUCAUGCUUGCUUUGUCAUGGGCAUUUCUACCAGACAAAGAGGGUCUGAGGAAUGGCUUGAUUCUUGUUGGGAUCGCGAGAUGCAUCGCCAUGGUGUUGAUCUGGACAAGUCUGGCCAAGGGAGACGGUGACUAUUGCGCAAUACUCGUAGCGGUCAACUCCUUUCUGCAGAUUGUCCUCUUCGCCCCCGUUGCGCUGCUCUUUAUUCGGGUCAUCGGCCAGGACAACAGCAUCUCCUCGAUCUCGUACUCGACAGUUGCAUCCGCAGUGGGUGUUUUCCUCGGCAUCCCCCUUGGUGCAGCCGUCCUUACCCGCCUGUCGUUGAUCUACACCAUUGGCACCAAAACAUACAGCGCCAAAGUGAUACCAUUCUUGGCGCCGUGGUCACUGGUCGGCCUUCUGUACACCAUCAUCGUUCUCUUCGCUUCCCAGGGGUCACAGGUCGUCCACCAAAUCGUCUCUGUGGUGCGGGUGGCGGCACCGCUGGUGGUCUACUUCUCCGUCAUCUUCUCGGCGACGCUGCUCGUGGCCCGCAAGCUGGGUUUCCGCUACGGACUCGCAUGCACACAGGCUUUCACGGCGGCCAGCAACAACUUCGAGCUGGCUAUCGCAAUUGCCGUUGCAGCAUACGGGCCUGACUCGGACGAGGCGCUUGCCACGACCGUCGGGCCGCUCAUCGAGGUUCCGGUGCUCCUUGGACUGGUUUACUUUAUCAAGUGGUUUGCUCGGCGGUAUGGUUGGGAAGACUAA